This is a messenger RNA of Anguilla rostrata (American eel), 4892 nucleotides long. It is a transcript of the gene nup160, whose product is annotated as nucleoporin 160. Bases 128 to 4324 code for a protein of 1398 amino acids. Gene Ontology annotation, cellular component: nuclear pore. NCBI's taxonomy places the organism in Eukaryota, Metazoa, Chordata, Actinopteri, Anguilliformes, Anguillidae. The transcript has 36 exons. The record is from RefSeq and is a predicted model, not a curated record. Gene Ontology annotation, molecular function: structural constituent of nuclear pore.
CUCGAGCUGAUAAAGGGUGCUUUGUUAGGGUCGGAGUGAAAACGUACAGGGUAGAUCUCCAGGAACAGGGUUGGGAACACAUCCAAGUCCAAAUUUUCUUACAGUCCCAGAAUUCAUCGCGGUAAAGAUGGCGGCGGUUCUGGAAAGGAGUUUUAUAGAAAUCUGUGGAUUUGAGAGGGAAACCCUUCCAAAAUUCCGAGACAUUACAGUUAAUUUAGGGUUGACUGCUCUACCCGGAGGUGUCAAAUACCCAGACAGCGCCGGAGGAUUCCACUAUGAAGAAAGCGGGAAACUGCUGUCCGUGACGAGCAACAGAUUCAUACACUGGUCGACCAGCGGGGACACGGUGCAGCUGGUGGAGCAGUCCCUGGACACCAACCUCCUGAACGGUGCCGUGCGCCUGAAGUUCCUGCACUGCCCCCUGCUGCCCGGAGGCGUACACAUCCAGGAGACCCUCAGCAAUGUCGUCAUCUUCAUCGUCACCAACCAGACCGUGCACCACCUGUUGCUGCCCCACCCGACCUGCAUGUACCGCAGCGAGCUGGCGGUGGAGGUGCAGAUGCAGUCCAUCUUCACGGACAUCGGCAAGCUGAACCUGCGGGACCCCGCCCACAGCCACAUCCUGCCCGUCCUCCCCAGCCAGCUGGGCGGGCACGGGGCGUCCGCCGCCUGGAUCAGCGCCGAGGGCGACGCCCACAUCGCCCUGGCGUCCGUCACCGGGGGCAUCCUGGUGGUCAGGCUGCCCCCGUACGACACUGAAGGGUGCGUGUCUGUUCUGGAGCUGAAGCAGAGCUCUGUGAUGCAGCGGCUAACAGGCUGGAUGCCCACUGCUAUCAGGGGGGACCAGAGCCCGUCGAACCUGCCCGUCAGCCUGGCCGUGAGGCAGCUGGAGGACGACACCUUCAUCUUCGCCCUCUGCCAGGACCACAAACUGCGCAUGUGGUCCUACAAGGACCAGAUGUGCCUCAUGGUGGCCGACAUGCUGGACUACAUGCCAGGAGGCCGGGACGUGCGGCUGAUGGUGGGACAGACCCACAGGCUGCGCCUCUCCUUCUCCUCCUCCACCGGCCUGUGCCUGGGGGUCUACCUCAGCGUGCCGAAACGCGGCCAGUUCUGCAUCCUGCAGCUCGUCUGCCCCGAACGCAACCGCUACGGCCUGGACCACAUCUCCACGCUGUUCAGCACACAGGAGACUCUGGUGGACUUUGCCCUGACCUCCACUGAUGUGUGGGGCCUCUGGCUGGAUCACAACAACCAGACAAUAGUGAAGUACAUCAACUUUGAGCAUAAUUUGGCUGGCCAGUGGAACCAGGUGUUCGUUCAGCCCCCUCCUGAGGAAGAAGUCAACAUCGGAUUGGAUCAGGACCCCAGGGAGACGUAUUUGGAGCAAAUCUUCUCUCCUGUGCGAUUCACUUCUGCGGCCAUUUUGAAGGCCCUGCAGAUCUACCGGCGGGGCACUGACCGAAUCUCAGAGCUGUCCUGGGAAUCUCUGAAGAAGGAGGUGACCAUCGCGGUGGAAAAUGAACUCCAGAGCAGCGUGACGGAGUACGAGUUCUCCCAGGAGGAGUACCGCCAGCUGCAGGUGGAGUUCUGGUCCAGGUUCUACGCCUGCUGCCUGCAAUACCAGGAGGCGCUGUCCACCCCCCUCGCCCUGCACGUCAACACCUCCACCUCCAUGGUCUGCCUGCUCAAGAAGGGUUUUGUGUCCUUCCUCUUGCCUUGUUUUGCUGUGGACCACCUCUACCUGUCCUCCGAUGACUACCUGUCUUCUGAGGACGAGACGCCGGUUACCGAAGACCCGGACGUGGCGCGGGACGUGCUGCAGCUGGUGCAGUGCCUGCGGCUACUGAACAUGUCUGUGAUUGGGGACAUGGCCUACAUGAUGGAGAAAGCCCUGGAGCACCAGCAUUCUCCCGAGAGGGCUGCGGAGCAGGUGCUGGAGAGCCUGCUGGCCAAUGACAGCGACAGCGUCAUCGAGGACAUCCAGAACAAGCUGCAGGACGUCCGGAACCCCGUCGGGGCGAUGGGCGUCCUGCUGAGGGAGAUGGACCUGGAGACGGACGGGGAGAUGGAGGGGGAGGCCCCCCUCGCCGCAGGCCAGCCCCUCAGCGUGCGGGUGAGCCUGUCCCAGCUGUACGGCAGCAGCGUGGCCGUGUCGGUGGUGUGCCAGGCCGUGUGUCAGGUGGCCAUGACGCGAGUGCUGCUCUGCAGGGACCUGCUGAUCCUGGAGCAGCUCUACCUGAGAGUGGGAGACAAUGUGUUCCUCGGAGGAGGGGGGCAGCUUCUGCAGCUCCAGCAGGACCUGAUCCCUCGCACCUCCCACCUGCUCUGCUCCUACUUCCUGCUGAAGAGCGCCAGCCAGCGCCUGUCCAGCACCGUAGCCCUGGACACACUAGAUGCCAACCUGCAGCACCUGUCUGUACUGGAGCUGUCUGACUCGCCUGCCCUGACACCCAACAAAUCAGUGCUCAGCCCUCAGACGGUGGUGGAGCUGUUCUACCAGAACGUGGGCCGGAAGGCCAUCAUCGGCCAGAUCCACUCCCAGCAGGGCGAGCUGCUGAGCCAGGCCGCGCUGCACUGGCCCCAGAUGGUGUCCACCAUGGUGCUCCUGCUGUCCCAGCACCUCUGGCCGAGCAACCCAGGUUUCCUCUUUCCUGAGUGUCUGAUGGGAAACUGCCAGUACACGCAGUUACAGGAGUACGUGCGGCUGAUCGCCCCCUGGUGCCAGGUGAACAUGGGCUCCUGCCGCUUCGUUCUGGGGCAGUGCUACCUGGCAGCCGGCGAGGGGCACAAGGCCCUGCAGUGCUUCAAGGAGGCGGCGGUCGAGGUGGAGAAGGAGGAGUUCCUGAUGAGGCUGGUGGGGACUGAGGACGAGGAGGUGGGGACCGCACCGCGACUGCAGUACUACAACAAGGUGCUGAGGCUGCUGGAAGACGUGGGCUUGCCUGAGCUGGUUAUACAGCUCGCUACCGUGGCGAUUUCAGAAGCCACCAACGAUGUCCGGAGUCAGGCCGCCCUCAGAACUCGCAUUUUCAAACACCACCUGGACCUGGGCCACAACAGCCAGGCGUAUGAGGCCCUGACCCAGAAUCCUGACCCCAGCAGGCAGCUGGACUGCCUGAGGCAGCUGGUGGUGGUUCUGUGCGACCGCGCCCAACUGCGGGACCUGGUGCAGUUCCCCUACGUCAACCUGCACGAUGAGGUGGUGGGCAUCAUCGAGUCUCGAGCGCGAGCAGUGGACCUCAUGGCCCAUAACUACUACGAGCUACUGUACGCUUUCCACAUCAAUCGGCACAACUACAGAAAAGCCGGUACCGUGAUGUUCGAGUUCGGCAUGCGCCUGGGCCGCGAGGUCCGGACGCUCCAGGGCCUGCAGAAGCAGGUCAACUGCUACCUGGCCGCCAUGAACUGCCUGCGCCUCAUCCGGCCCGACUACGCCUGGAUCGUCCAGCCCGUGUCCGGCGGAGUGUACGAACGGCCCGGCACGUCGCCGAAGAGGAACUACGAUGGAGAGUCGGCUCCUGGUCCAGUGAACCGUCAGAUUGAGAUCCUGGAACUGAAGGACCUGGAAAAGGAGUACAUCCUCGCCCGCAACCGCCUCACCCUGGCCCAGCACGACCCCUCUUCUGCAGGUAACACAGGCAGCGCCCCCGCAGGGGAGAUGGUGACCCUCCUGGUGCAGGCCGGUCUGUUCGACGCCGCCCUGGCCCUCUGCAAGACCUUCAAGCUCCCGCUCACUCCCGUCUUCGAGGGGCUGACUUUCAAGUGCAUUCAGUUACAAUGCGGGGGAGAGGCGAGCCAGAACGAAGCCUGGAACUGGCUGGCAGCCAAUCAGCUGUCGACUGUCAUCACAACCAAAGAGUCCAGCGCUACCGAUGAGGCGUGGCACCUGCUGGCCUCCUACCUGGAGAAGCACCCUUCCCAGAAUGCUCAGCACCACCGCUGCGUCAUCAACGUGCUGCUGUCACACGGGGUGCCCUUGCCCGAUUGGCUGGUCAACAGCUAUAAGCUGGUGGACGCCGCGGCUCUGCUCCGCCUCUAUCUGAACUACGACCUGCUGGAGCCCGCCGUGGACCUGGUGCUGGAGUACGUGGACGCUGUGCUGGGGAAGGGGCACCAGUACUUUGGAAUAGAGAGGCCCCUCUCUGCUACCGCACCCCAGGUGUGGCUGCCCUACACCUCCAUAGACCAGCUGCUGCAGGCGCUUAGCGAGAACCAGUCCGACGCCAACAACGUCACCCUGCACAGCAGGCUACAGGAGAAGCUGCGAGAGUACCACAGGCUGGUGGAUCAGGCCACGCACCACCGGCUAACGGCCCACUAGGACCGGGCUUCCGGAAGGGCCUUUACGGGAGAGCGCAGCACCGCACUGUCGAAGCACUGCCUUUGCACACACCGCUCGCCAUCCCUCCCGUCGAUCGUUUCUACGACAAAACUCAGUUUGUUUAACAAAGCCAAACGUUUAUUUUUCUAUUGUAAAAUGAAAUGGAACGCGUAUUUAUAAACGAAGAAAGGGUCGUUUUCCUCAGCGUGUCGUACUGUAACGCGACUGAACUGCCAUCUGGGAAAUGUUUGUGGCCGCUGCCGUGGAGACGUCAGAGAUAUGUAAUUGCGUCUUUAUGAGGAGAAAAACGUCUGUUGAAAUGUACAGUUAUGUAUUUGUGUGUAUGUGUGUUUGAAAUGUGCUUGCAAACCUUGGUUCUGUUCUAAGUGAGAAUGAUUCGAGAAUUUUCUUCGGCGCUUGUCGAGAGUAAAUGUGUAUUUUUUUAUAGAAAUACAUUUGUAAUAAUCAUACCAUAUUUUGUUCUUUUGUACUACGCCUUUUCAAGUUUCUUGUAAAGUCUGUGCUCUUAGUAGUUUUGCUUGUAUUACAAUAAAUAGAUUAACUUUCA